Messenger RNA from Necator americanus (New World hookworm), 798 nucleotides. RefSeq lists its product as uncharacterized. NCBI's taxonomy places the organism in Eukaryota, Metazoa, Nematoda, Chromadorea, Rhabditida, Ancylostomatidae. The record is from RefSeq and is a predicted model, not a curated record. The transcript has a single exon. Bases 1 to 798 code for a protein of 265 amino acids.
AUGGGAGUGAAGGUCGACGGUCGGCAGCUACACCAUUUGCGCUUUGCUGAUGACGUACUGAUAACACCUAGCAUCAGCCAAGCGGUACGAGUGCUGACCGAAUUCUACGAUACAUGUGGAUGCAUCGGUCUUCACCUGAAUCAACAAAAGACGAUUUUCAUGCGGAACGGAUGGGUUCCGGAUGCUCCAAUCACGCUCAACGAAAUGAACAUAUCCGAAUGCACCAGCUACCUUUACCUGGGCCGGGAAUUGAACAUGAUGAACGACCUGACCUCCGACCUGGGCAGGAGGAGACGAGCGACUUGGGGAGCUUACAAGAGCAUCGAGGAUGUAGUGAAGAAGACCAGGAACACCCGGCUCCGUGCUGACCUCUUCAGUACCACCGCUCUUCCUGCUUUGACCUAUGCUUCGGAAACCUGGGCAUCUCGCAAGCAGGAAGAAAACGCUGUGAGCGUCAUUGAACGCGCAAUUGAGAGAGUGAUGCUAGGAGUAUCCCGUUUCACGCAAGUGAGGGACGGAAUUCGAAGUUCUCUCCUACGUCAGCGAUCGAAGAUCAGAGACGCCGCCGCGUUUGCCAAGGAAAGUAAAAUAAGGUGGGCCGGACCCGUGAUGCGCUUUAACUACAACCGUUGGACCAGAACCGUGAGCGACUGGGUUCCACUGGGGAAAGGAGGAACCACUGGGCUACUCUGGCAAGCGAUCGGGACAAGUGGAAGAAUUACUGGCGCCAGCUCGACUAGUUUGAAGAUCAGCGGGAGUCAAGGUGAUCAAAGUGAUAACUCCAGUAUCUCUACUUAG